Messenger RNA from Humulus lupulus (European hop), 642 nucleotides. RefSeq lists its product as uncharacterized. The transcript has a single exon. Bases 1 to 642 code for a protein of 213 amino acids. NCBI's taxonomy places the organism in Eukaryota, Viridiplantae, Streptophyta, Magnoliopsida, Rosales, Cannabaceae. The record is from RefSeq and is a predicted model, not a curated record.
AUGUUGAAUGGAAGAGUGCAAGGGGGUUUUCGGGGAGUCAAGGGUCUUCGCCAAGGAGAUCCUAUCUCACCAUUACUAUUUGUCUUGGUUAUGGAAUAUCUCACUCGGCUGCUUCAACUAGGGGUUCAGCAAAAAGAUUUCAGAUAUCACCCUAUGUGUAAAAGCCUUAAGGUUAUUAAUCUGUGCUUUGCUGAUGACUUAGUGAUUUUUUGCAAAGCUAACAGCAGCUCAGCCCAGGUUGUCAAACAGGUUUUUGAGGAUUUCUGCAAUAGUACAGGAUUGAAGGCUAAUAUCAAUAAAUAUCAAGUGUUUUUUGGAGGUGUUUCGACUACUGUUAAGGACCAGUUACUUCAGAUUUUUCAACUUGAAGAGGGAACCUUUCCUCUUAAGUAUCUGGGGAUUCCUAUGAGGCCAACAAAAUGGAAAAUGGCAGAUUGUGGUGAGAUUCUUAAAAAAAUUAAACUAAGGCUUCACACUUGGGCUAGUAGACAUCUAUCUUAUGUAGGGCGGACUCAACUCAUCACAUCUGUUCUAUUGGGAUUGCGAAACUACUGGAUGAACAUCUUAUUGCUCCCUCAAAGCAUUGUCAAAGAGGUAGAUAAGCUUUGCUUGUGGUUUCUGUGGGGCAACAAUGGUAUGUAA